UCGGUCAUUUUCAUUUGAAUGGGCGGAAAUUUCGGCAGCUAAGUAUGCAGAUUUGUAUGUGCAGACGAAAUUUAUUGAAUUCGGUCGGAUCUGCGCUGCCGUUGAUUCUCAAAUUUAUUUGUUCGACCAGUCGUGGCAUGACUGGCGAUUACGCAAACCGAAAAUUUUCAAAAUUCCACUCGAUCGGCGCGUGUGUUCUGCAAUAUUAUUUGAUUAAUAAUAUAAAACGUUUUGUUUAUAAAAUCGGGAGUGGCAAAUCUAACGGAAACUAAAAACAAAGUGAAAAUAUGACAAAUCCUGGAAACUGCGCAGUUUGUGGAGUGGCGGCGUCGCAGAAGUGCGGUGGCUGCCGAAAUGUGGUCUAUUGCGGCAAAGAGCAUCAGAUCAUACAUUGGAAGAAGGGACACAAGGCGGAGUGCAAGUGUUAUGAGAUCGCCACAAACGACAUCCUGGGUCGUCAUUUACGGGCCACACGUGACAUUAAAAAAGGUGAGAUUUUCUUGCGUGAGAAGCCCUUCAUCUAUGGACCCAAGGUGGCUAGUGCGCCCACAUGUUUGGGCUGUCACCGCUCAUUGCCUAACCCAGUGCCGCCACAAAAGAAUUUCUACAAAUGCAGCCGCUGCUCAUGGCCUUUGUGUGGACCGCAGUGUGAAAAUUCCGCUCAUCACAUUGACGAAUGCGAGCUGAUGUCGGCGCGUAAAUUCAAGGCCAAAAUCGACUUUGAUCCCACUAAAGAAGGGACAGGUAAAAAGGAGUCUGCCUACUGUGUCAUUCUACCGCUGCGUUGUAUUUUGCUGCGUAAUAAGAAUCCCGAAGCCUUUGCGCGUUUCGCCCAGCUGGAAGAUCAUCUCAACGAGCGCAUGAAUACGCCGCUCUAUAGGAUACUCAGCGCGAAUUUGUUAACGUUUAUCAAGACGAUCAUGGGUUUCAGCGAGUGGAGUGAUGACGAGGUGUUACGUGUCGCCGCGCGCUUGGACACUAACACUUUUGAGGUGCGUCAAGCAGCAGCCGGGCAGAAACUGCGCGCGAUCUAUACAAACGCGGCGAUGAUCUCGCACGAUUGUGUUUCGAAUGCGCGCCACACCUUCGACGAUCAAAUGCAGAUUCUAUUCAUAGCGAAGCAGAAAAUCGCGAAAGGCGAAAUUAUUGCCACCUCCUAUACGCAACCGCUAAAGUCAACGCUCAUGCGUCGGCAACAUCUCUCGCAGGCAAAGUGCUUCGAGUGCACUUGUGCACGCUGCAAAGACCCCGAGGAGUUGGGCACAUUCGCAGGCGCCAUUUUAUGCAGUCGAUGCAAAGUCGGCAAGAUAAUAUCCACCGAUCCGCUGGACAAUGGCGCUUUGUGGAAGUGUCAGCUCUGCCCACACGAAAUACCCGCCAAACAGAUAAAUUGGGGCAACGGCGCCAUGCUGAAGGAGAUCGAAUCGUUAAACAAAAUGUCACCGCGUGCCUUUGAAGAGUUCCUACACCGUUAUCGCGACACGUUGCACGAGAAAAAUACGCAUGUGUUGCAAGUCAAAUAUGCGCUCACUCAACUGUACGGAAAUGCGCCCGGAUUCAAAAUGCACGAAAUGAACGAUGCGGCUGUAAAGCGAAAAGUUGAACUAUGCCAGGAGCUCCUGGAAGUGGCGGAAAUACUCGAUGGUGGUUGGAGCAUAUUCCGCGGUAACCUCUUGCUCGAUCUGCAGGAAGCGUUAGUGGUGCAAGCAAAACGCGAAUUUGAGAGCGGCUUGCUGACCAAAGCAAAUGUACAAGAAAAGCUCACCGAAGCUAUGGAGCUACUGAAAGAAGCUGUGGAAAUUAUGAAAUUGGAACCCGAUAUGCAAGAGGCGCUAGCGGAACGCACGCAACAAUUAGCUAAAGAACUAGAACUUGAUUAAAUGAAUAUUUUUUAGUUCGGUUAUGAAAAUAAUUUCUGAAUUUUUAGUAAAGAGAUAACUGGUGGUAAAACUAGAAAUACAUAUUUG
Bactrocera dorsalis (oriental fruit fly) is the source of this 1967-nucleotide messenger RNA. RefSeq names its product SET domain-containing protein SmydA-8 (gene SmydA-2). Bases 288 to 1880 code for a protein of 530 amino acids. The transcript is spliced from 4 exons. The record is from RefSeq and is a predicted model, not a curated record. Lineage: Eukaryota; Metazoa; Arthropoda; Insecta; Diptera; Tephritidae. Gene Ontology annotation, molecular function: protein binding.